AAGCCGGAAGCGAAGGGCCGUUGAGGUGGGUCGGCCCGGAGCGCGCACCCCGCCCGGCCCGGCCCGGCCCUCUCUGCCGGCGGUGCUGUCCGCUUCGCCUGGCUUUUCGGUCCGUGGCGGCCGCCCGGCCCAGCCCCUCCGUCGUCCCCCGCGGGGGGCCGCUUUGCUUUUCCCCUCCAGCUAUGAAAUUUCUGUUGGUUUUUGAUUUUGACCAUACGAUCAUAGAUGAAAACAGUGAUACCUGGAUUGUGAAAUGUGCUCCUGGGAAAAAGCUUCCUAAUGAAUUAAGAAACUCCUAUCGACCAGGACACUGGACUGAAUAUAUGGGUAAAGUCUUUGCCUACUUGGGAGACAAUGGCAUCAAAGAAGAUGAGAUGAGAAGAACUAUGACAACAAUUCCAUUCACUGCGGGGAUGGUAGAUCUUCUAGGCUUUAUUGGCAAGAACAAAGAGUUCUUUGACUGCAUAAUUAUUUCAGAUUCUAAUACAGUAUUUAUUGACUGGAUUUUAAAAGCUGCUGACUUUCAUAAGGUGUUUGAUGAAGUGUUUACAAACCCUGCAGCGUUUACUAGUACUGACUAUCUUACUGUACAGAAUUUCCACACUCACUAUUGUGCAAGGUGCCCUAAAAACCUUUGUAAAAGGAAAGUAUUAAAAGAAUUUCUAGAUAAACAAUUGGAGCAAGGAGUAAGUUAUACACAAAUUGUGUAUAUAGGUGAUGGUGGGAAUGAUCUAUGCCCAGUAACUUUUUUGAAGAAGGAUGAUAUUGCUAUGCCUAGGAAGGGAUAUACUUUAGAGAAGAAGAUCUCUCAGCUCUCUCAAAAUCUCAGUCCUGUAGAAUGUUCUGUUCUGGUCUGGUCAACUGGUGGAGAAAUAAUGUCUUACUUGAAACUGCUUCUUAAGGAAUAAUUCAAAUGAUAAAAGGAAAUAAAUAUUGUUAUAUUUUAUCUUCCUAUAACUGCAUGCACAUAAAACCACUAAAUUGUAAAGUUGACAUGAUAUUAUCUGGACCUGUGGGUUUUUUUAAAAUACAAUAUGAAAGUGUUUAUCUUCAAUUUUGACAAUACAGGGGAAAUGAUGUUAAAAUGACUUUCUAACAUACUACGUAUUCCAAUAAAAUGGAGAAGAAUGGUUGCAAGGAGAAUUGAACAUAAUCCUUUUUUUUAAUUAUUAUUUUCUAAGCCUUUAUCAACUGCAUAACUGACUUCUGUUCACAUGCAUACAGAAGACAUAGGAUUAGUGCACAAAAGAAUGAAGUUCUUGUAAAAUGUUAGGUGCUGGGAAUAAGGUUCUGGGCUUUGUAUACUUUUUUUAAAUCAGGAUACUUAAUGUGUAAAUUAUUUAGUGUGCUUGUAAUUUUGUUUGAUUUGAAGGUGCAUUUAUAUUUUAAUAUACUAAAUAUUUUACCAAACAGAAUUACUUUUUAAUGUUUUAUAUUAAAGUCAAUAAA
Rhea pennata is the source of this 1449-nucleotide messenger RNA. It is a transcript of the gene PHOSPHO2, whose product is annotated as phosphatase, orphan 2. The record is from RefSeq and is a predicted model, not a curated record. The transcript has 2 exons. The coding region runs from base 183 to 908 and encodes 241 amino acids. NCBI's taxonomy places the organism in Eukaryota, Metazoa, Chordata, Aves, Rheiformes, Rheidae. Gene Ontology annotation, molecular function: phosphatase activity.